GACAGAGGGGGGCGUCCGCGAGAACACCGGAAGUCGGAAGCCGGGGUCUCAACUGCGCGUGGUGGCGAUGGCGGCUAGCGGGGCUGUGGAACCGGGGCCCCCGGGGGCUGCCGUCGCCCCUUCGCCCGUUCCGGCCCCGCCGUCCGCCCCGAGUCACCUGUUCCGGCCCAUCAGCGCCGAGGACGAGGAGCAGCAGCCCACCGAGAUCGAGUCGCUCUGCAUGAACUGUUACCGCAAUGGCAUGACGCGACUCCUGCUCACCAAGAUUCCCUUCUUCAGAGAAAUAAUCGUGAGCUCCUUUUCCUGCGAGCACUGUGGCUGGAACAACACGGAGAUCCAGUCGGCAGGCAGGAUCCAGGACCAGGGAGUGCGCUACACUUUGACCGUCAGGGCUCUGGAGGACAUGAACAGAGAAGUGGUGAAGACUGACUCUGCUACCACAAGGAUUCCUGAGCUAGAUUUUGAAAUUCCUGCCUUUAGCCAGAAAGGAGCUCUGACCACUGUUGAAGGAUUGAUCACCCGUGCUAUCUCUGGCCUGGAGCAGGACCAGCCUGCACGAAGGGCAAACAAGGAUGCCACAGCUGAAAGAAUUGAUGAGUUCAUUGUCAAACUGAAGGAGCUAAAGCAAGUAACCUCUCCUUUCACUCUGAUCAUCGAUGAUCCCUCGGGGAACAGCUUUGUGGAAAACCCACAUGCUCCUCAGAAAGAUGAUGCCCUGGUGAUCACACACUACAACCGGACCCGACAGCAGGAAGAGAUGCUGGGGCUUCAAGCAGAAGCACCAGCAGAGAAGCCAGAAGAGGAAGAUCUCAGAAAUGAAGUGCUCCAGUUCAACACAAACUGCCCAGAAUGCAAUGCCCCCGCUCAGACUAACAUGAAGCUAGUACAAAUCCCUCACUUUAAGGAGGUUAUCAUCAUGGCUACCAACUGCGAGAACUGCGGGCAUCGGACCAAUGAGGUGAAAUCUGGAGGAGCAGUAGAAGCCUUGGGCACCAGGAUUACCCUCCACAUCACAGAUCCCUCAGAUAUGACCAGAGACCUCCUCAAGUCUGAGACUUGCAGUGUGGAAAUCCCAGAGCUAGAAUUUGAACUGGGAAUGGCCGUCCUCGGGGGCAAGUUCACCACACUGGAAGGGCUGCUGAAAGACAUCCGGGAACUGGUGACCAAAAACCCUUUCACACUGGGCGACAGUUCCAGUCCUGGCCAGGCGGAGAAACUGCAGGAGUUUAGCCAGAAGAUGGACCAGAUUAUCGAAGGUAAUAUGAAGGCCCACUUUAUUAUGGAUGAUCCAGCAGGAAACAGUUAUUUGCAGAAUGUGUAUGCACCUGAAGAUGAUCCUGAGAUGAAGGUGGAGCGUUACAAGCGCACUUUUGACCAAAAUGAGGAGCUAGGGCUCAAUGACAUGAAGACAGAAGGCUAUGAGGCAGGCCUGGCUCCACAACGGUAGCAGUGGGUGGGUCAAGAGCCAGCCUCCAGCGCUGCUCAUUCUGCAGGUUAUUUGUUAGUAUUAGAAGGCUGGGAGUGUCCUCCGCACCAGCCCUGGCCUAUGGUGGGACAGACAUCCUGGUCUGAGUCAGAUCUAGGCACACUUUCUAAACAGCUUGUGAUGCAAAUGCGAGCCUAUUGUGUUACUUGACCUUAUUUUGGAGGUUUUGAAUUGGCCUAGGAAGAAACCCAGAAAUGAACUAGGGGUAUGUCAUGAUCACUUUUUUCAUAGCAAGUCUUUACCCUCCCUCCACGUAAUGCUCUGUCCUCUUAAGGUUGGAACUCUGAAGUUGGAGAAGUUGGGAUAAAUUUACACCUGGAGUUUGGUUGUCGGUUCUGAAUAUUGUAAAAUACUGACUUUCAACAGGAAAGGAGUCUCCUGAGGGGAGACCGAGUCCAGCACAAGUGAAGGAGUUACCAUUAAAAUGAUGACUUUCAAACUGG
This is a messenger RNA of Cebus imitator (Panamanian white-faced capuchin), 1929 nucleotides long. RefSeq names its product ZPR1 zinc finger (gene ZPR1). Bases 68 to 1447 code for a protein of 459 amino acids. NCBI's taxonomy places the organism in Eukaryota, Metazoa, Chordata, Mammalia, Primates, Cebidae. Gene Ontology annotation, molecular function: translation initiation factor binding; zinc ion binding. Gene Ontology annotation, biological process: Cajal body organization; axon development; positive regulation of gene expression. The transcript is spliced from 14 exons. Gene Ontology annotation, cellular component: axon; Cajal body; cytoplasm. The record is from RefSeq and is a predicted model, not a curated record.